UUUUCCCUUCCCCCUCCCCAACCCCCCACACAGACUAGCAAGCCGCGCGCGGAGGCGAGGCGUUCGCACACCUCGCCGCGCGUCCUUGGCCUCUCCCCGCGCCACCACCGUUCCGUUGCGCCCGCUAACGAUCACGCGUUUCCGGUGGGAGAGAGAGUAGGUAGGGAGAGGACGGGACAGGAUGCUCGGGUUCAGGCAGAUGUCGUGGUCGUCGGCGGAGGCGCAGGCGCCGUCGGAGCAGCUGUGCGAAGGGGUGGCGGCUGUCGUGGCGGCGCGCCAGGGGAUGGAGACGCCGCUGACGGCGGUGGCCGAGGCGUUCGAGGAGCUGGUGCGCGGGAUGGACGCCGACGGCGGCGAGCUCCGCGUCGCGCCCUUCAGCGACACCUGUGCCCUCGUCUCCGUGCUCUUCAGCAGCCUCGGGAUGGCCUUCAGGUUCGCCGAGAUGGAGUACGUCACCAAGGUGAACGAUCUCAUCGGUGCCGGCAAGUCGUACCGCACGCUGAGCGACAUCCUCGACAAGGACAUCCAGAACGACUGCGUGAAGAAGCAGGGAAGCCACUCCCGGAACCUGCGCAGGGUCCGUCUCGGACUCGGCCUCAUCAAGGCCCUCUUCGAGCAAUUCCUCGCCACCGAGGGUUCAUUGUAUGAUGCUGCUACGAUAGCUUACGGGCAGGUCUGCGCGCCGUUUCAUAGCUGGGCGAUCAGGAAGGCUGUUGGCGCUGGCAUGUACACCCUUCCAACCAGGGAGCAGUUGGUAGUGCGGCUGAACGAAACUGAUCUCUCGGUGCAGAAGCAGAUGAGGAGAUACAUUGACGCUUCUAGUCCUAUCAUAGAGUACAUCGAUAACCUUUUCCUCUCGAGGAACAUUAGUCUAGAUUGGUGAACUAGUUUUUCUGAGCUGUACUGAAAGUCAAGUUUGUAACUUGUUCACAAGCUGUUGUUGGUA
Molecule: messenger RNA, 946 nt
Organism: Zea mays
Lineage: Eukaryota; Viridiplantae; Streptophyta; Magnoliopsida; Poales; Poaceae
Biological process (GO): ceramide transport; intermembrane lipid transfer
Cellular component (GO): membrane; cytosol; cytoplasm
Molecular function (GO): ceramide 1-phosphate binding; ceramide 1-phosphate transfer activity
Source: RefSeq, marked validated